AGCGGGUUCACGAUGGAGCUGGGGGCAGCAUUCACAGUCCUGGUAGCGUCUAAGGUGGGUCUCCCCAUCAGUACAACGCAUUGCCUCGUCGGCUCCGUCGUCUGCGUCGGCAAAGUCAGGGAUCCUCAACGGGGAAUCCAAUGGGGUCUCCUCCGGAACAUCGUGAUUGCGUGGUUCGUUACGCUGCCUGCAUCUGCAGGUGUGAGUGCUCUCAUCAUGUUCAUUCUCCUCAACGUCUCCCCCUGAACUCACCUUCAUUGCAUCAUUCCAGCUCAUCACCCCUCUUCAUCUCCGGCAC
Messenger RNA from Darwinula stevensoni, 298 nucleotides. The record is from the annotation of a GenBank genome assembly. NCBI's taxonomy places the organism in Eukaryota, Metazoa, Arthropoda, Ostracoda, Podocopida, Darwinulidae.